Molecule: messenger RNA, 2660 nt
Organism: Trametes versicolor FP-101664 SS1
Lineage: Eukaryota; Fungi; Basidiomycota; Agaricomycetes; Polyporales; Polyporaceae
Product: exosome nuclease subunit RRP6
Exons: 10
Coding region: 41-2593 (850 amino acids)
Biological process (GO): nuclear polyadenylation-dependent CUT catabolic process; exonucleolytic trimming to generate mature 3'-end of 5.8S rRNA from tricistronic rRNA transcript (SSU-rRNA, 5.8S rRNA, LSU-rRNA); histone mRNA catabolic process
Cellular component (GO): nuclear exosome (RNase complex); nucleolus
Molecular function (GO): nucleic acid binding; 3'-5'-RNA exonuclease activity; nucleotide binding
Source: RefSeq, a predicted model, not a curated record
GUGCUCCCUCCCGCCUUCGGCCUCGGUGCAUCCUUUAGCGAUGUCUGGACCCUCCAGCAUCUCGUCUGCGUCGUUCAACGACUAUAACGCUCAGCUGCAGGGCAGCGCGCUCAAAGCGACCCGCGCCGCUCUCGGUCUGCCCGCCGACAUCCCCUUCCACCGUUCGGUACACCCCGACUUUGCCAAGGAGCUCGACCAAUGCUCAGCGCGUGUCCUCUCAAUCACGAACAAACUCCUCAGUCUUGCUUCCACGUCGAACAGCUCUGCGAGCGCACGCGGGAAGGGUAAGGCCCGUCUCGAAUCCCAGGAUGAUGUCGCCGACCACUUCCACUCGUUCGUGGUCGACGUUAUGGACCAGCUUUUAGAGCGCGCGGACAUCGGUUUGGAUGAGUUCCUCGGACAUUCGAAAGCGCCCGCGAUCGCAGUAAACGCUGCGCCUACCGCUGCUCAGAAGCCAAAGAAGAAUAACGUACCUCCGGGGCGCCUCGAUCCAGCAUUGCAACAUGCGUCGCACCUCCCGAAGCCUCAACUAUCCUUCAAACGAAAGGUAGACAACACCAAUGGUGUGCCAUGGCACCCCACGCUUCGGCACAAGUACAACGCAAAAGUCCCGCUUGGGUACAACCUCCAGGAAGAUAGUGAGGGGGUAGAGGAAGGGCCUUCGAGCUCCCUCCACCCCUACCGCCACGAGAUCAAGCACAUCUCCUACCCCACCCGCAUGUUCACGCCCGCCCCGCCCAUCGUGCCACGCUCCUUCGAAGACACGCCCUUCACCUGGGUCUCGACGUCCGCCGAGUUCGCCGUCAUGCUCGAGCAGAUGCGCGGUGCGCGCGAGAUUGCGGUCGACCUCGAGUACCACAGCUACCGCACCUUCGCGGGCUUCGUGUGCCUCAUGCAGAUCAGCACGCGCGAGGCCGACUUCGUUGUGGACACGAUCGCACUGCGCGACGAGAUGGAGGAGCUAAACGAGGUUUUCACGGAUCCAGACGUCGUAAAGGUCUUCCACGGUGCAGAGAGCGACAUCGUCUGGCUCCAGCAGGACUUCAAUCUCUACGUUGUGAAUUUAUUCGACACCUACCAUGCAUCGAAGGUGCUAGAUUUCCCCAGGCACGGACUCGCAACGUUGCUCGAGAUGUACUGCGACUUCACCGCUGACAAGCGGUACCAGCUAGCCGAUUGGCGCAUACGGCCAUUACCCGAAGAGAUGCUGCAGUACGCGCGCUCCGACACCCACUUCCUGCUGUUCAUCUACGACAACCUCCGGAACGCCCUGCUCGACCGUGCACAGUCGAGGGCUCAGUCGCGUGCCCAAAGCCCCAGCUCAUCCGCCGCAACACCUACCCCCGAAUCCUCGUAUCCACCCGCACACGCGCUUGUGCGCGAAGUUCUCUCCCGCUCGGAAGAGACUGCCCUCCGUGAGUACGAGAAGGAGCUAUAUGACACCGACACCGGUGCUGGUCCGGGCGGCUGGGACACGCUCGCGCGCAAAUGGAACAAAGCUUCACUCAUGGCGGUAUCCAGCGACCGCGAAGGCGCUACGGCGGUCAAUGUGCAACGUGCAGUGUACCGCACCGUCCACGGCUGGCGCGACCGCAUCGCUCGGGAAGAAGAUGAGAGCACACGAUACGUGCUCCCCAAUCACUACCUGUUCAGCCUCGCGGAGCGCACCCCAGCAGACAUGGCGGCGCUCUUGUCGGUCUUCCACCCGGUCCCGCCAGUCAUCCGCCGCCGCGCCAAGGAACUGCUUGAUGCGAUCCGUGACACAGUGAAGGGCGCUCUCGGCCCGACCGCAGAAACGCCUCGCGCGCCUGCGGGGCCGAGUGCGGCUCAGGAGGUGGCGAUGCUAAUUGAUGAAGAGGCGUCUGCCGCGGAGAUGCCGAAAGCGUCGACGCUAUCGAGCGCGUUGUGGGCCAACGCGGCCUCUAUCAAAGCGACGUCAUCGCACCUGUUCGGACCCUCGUUCUCGGAGGUUCCCACCGCGCCGCGGAUAGUGGCAUCGCGAAGCGCACUUCUUGGCGGACCUAGUGCAAAGGGUCGGAAUUCAUCAGAUGCAGCGACAGGCCGACGAGCGAAGUUUGCUGAGGCUGCGGCUCGUAUCCACCGCACGCUGGUCAUCGUGCCCGCAGUCCCGCCAGUCAUGCAACCGAAGGCAGAGGAAGAAGAGGCGGCGAUGACGGCUGCAGACGACGGGGAAGUUCUCAAGACUGAUGCGGUGGAGGAGAUGCCGUUCGUGCCGGCUGGGCAGCGAGGGAGGAUGCCGGAGCCCGUGGACGAUACCAUAGUGGUGGUGGGACAGCGCAAACCUAAAAAGCGGAAACGGACCGGCGAGAAAGCAGAGGGUGCCGGCACCGCGGUGGCAGGUGAGGGGAGCACGAGCACCGAGGUGGAGGCUGAGGUGUUCGACUACGGGACGGUGUCGAACAUCCUGGAUGAGGGGUCAGAUCACGAGCGGAAAGAUGCGCGCGGUGGGAGGAAGAAGCGGAAGCAAGGGCAAGGGGCAGGAGGGUCGACGUCGUUCUACGGGAACUUUGGGGCGCCGCCGAAGGCGCACAGCGAGGUGAAGCAGGGGAACCAGUCGCGGACGUUCCGAUGAGGGGGAGGGGGCGGCGGGCGGAAAAGUAUCCGGGCUUUAUCCAGGUUGAAUAAUACAUCGUCUUGGC